AUGGAGCUGUCCUCUUAUCCCAUCCCUUCGUCAUCCUCGUCUCUUUCUUUCCUCUUUCAAGUCCUUGCAAAAUUUCUCUUUACGCCGGGGUCGGAGGGUAAAAGUGUGCCCGUGAAUCACAAAUGUGAUUCAAAUGGGCUACGUUCUUGGCUUCUAGGGUUUGGGCGAUCGGUCAGAGAAGAAGAGGGGAAAUCUAUGGCGGCGUUGGUCGCUGGUGCCCAGGCGCUGGCGCUGGCGCGCGUUUCUUCCUCAUUGUCAUCUCCCUCUUCUUCUUCUUCUCCUUCUUCUUCCUGCUGUUCGCCUAGCAGUGAAUGCUCGUCGUCAGCGGGAGUGGUGAGCCUGGCGCCGCGCAAGAGGAGCGGAUUGCCGUGCAUUCUUCCCGAGAGGUCGGCUUACAUGGGAGAGAGCGUGUCGGGAUUUUGGACGCGCACAGGGAUUUCGCUGCGGUGUAGCAGGCCCAGGAAGCCUCACGCCGGAUGCAAGGCUUCCAUCGGCGCGGCUGUCUUGGCCGAUAUUGCCAAGGAAACCGUGGUAUGAUCUCCUCCUUUUCCAUCCAAUUCUUUUUCUUCUUGCAAUGGGGUAGCUCUAGAGCAUUCCGCCGUGGUUGUGAGCGCCA
This is a messenger RNA of Selaginella moellendorffii, 616 nucleotides long. RefSeq lists its product as uncharacterized. The record is from RefSeq and is a predicted model, not a curated record. Lineage: Eukaryota; Viridiplantae; Streptophyta; Lycopodiopsida; Selaginellales; Selaginellaceae. The transcript has 2 exons. Bases 1 to 537 code for a protein of 178 amino acids.